Salvelinus sp. IW2-2015 is the source of this 832-nucleotide messenger RNA. NCBI's taxonomy places the organism in Eukaryota, Metazoa, Chordata, Actinopteri, Salmoniformes, Salmonidae. The record is from RefSeq and is a predicted model, not a curated record.
GUUCUCUGUUUGUCUAGGUUGGUUGCAUGUUAUGUUCACUGACUGUUUGGUGUCCAGUUUUGGGUUGGACAUAUUUAUUUUCGCCUGUCGUUUUUGGCGUUACUUUUGGAUACCGUAAUAAAGUUCGGUUUUCCCCAUUAUUCCUCUGCGCCUGACUCCGCACCCACCACUUCUAGCUGUGUGACAAGAUGACUGGAGCCGCUGUGUCCUUGUGUUUAUUCUUCCUCAUAUCUUUCUGUUCAGCCUGCUACAUCUCCAACUGUCCCAUCGGGGGCAAGAGGUCCRUCAUGGACUCUCCACAACGCAAGUGCAUGUUGUGUGGGCCAGGGGAGCAGGGCCGCUGCUUCGGCCCCAGUAUCUGCUGUGGGGAAGGGCUGGGCUGCUGGAUGGGCUCCCCAGAGACGGCACGCUGCAUGGAGGAGAACUACCUGCCCACCCCCUGUCAGGCAGGAGGGAGACCCUGUGGAUCUGAAGCAGGAUGCUGCGCCGCACCAAGCAUCUGUUGUGACUCAGAGGGCUGCAGUGCGGACCAAUCCUGUCUGGCAGAAGAGGAAGGCGACAAUCAAAUCAGCCAAUCAGAGGGCAGCGAUGACAUCCUCAUCAGGCUCCUUCACUUGGCUGGCCACACCCCUCCUCAUCGAGUCCACCAAUGUGAUGCCAGGGUUCCAUGGGGGACACUUGAGAGAUUUGUUGUUAGGAUUUGUAGUUCAAAGUAACCUAGUUGUAGUUCAUCGAUCAAUUCAUCUAUUUCACCUACCCACCCAUUUACUGGCAUUCUUCUUCAGUUUAUAGGCAACCUCACUGGAUUGGACCCUGAGCACUCCUCUGUAGA